This is a messenger RNA of Rattus rattus (black rat), 2359 nucleotides long. It is a transcript of the gene Rhobtb3, whose product is annotated as Rho related BTB domain containing 3. Bases 419 to 2050 code for a protein of 543 amino acids. The transcript is spliced from 8 exons. The record is from RefSeq and is a predicted model, not a curated record. Lineage: Eukaryota; Metazoa; Chordata; Mammalia; Rodentia; Muridae. Gene Ontology annotation, biological process: regulation of proteolysis; proteasome-mediated ubiquitin-dependent protein catabolic process. Gene Ontology annotation, cellular component: cytoplasm. Gene Ontology annotation, molecular function: GTPase activity; ubiquitin protein ligase binding; GTP binding.
CUUGCUGCAGGCGGAUUGGCAGCCAGCAGCUCCCGGGCUCCGUGUCGUCCCCGCGCCCACCGCUCCUUUGUGUCCAGCGGCCGCCGCCCGGGCGCGGGGGGCCUCGGCGGGCAGCCAGCUUCCUCGCGCGCCGGACUCUAAGGGCGACACGUGCGGGCCCCGGGUCCCGGAGGAGCAGAGGCGGAGCCGGGGCGGAGGCGCGGCGGCCAGGAGCAGCGACCAGGGAUCCGCAGCGCUGCCCGCGCCCGGCGGCAGUUCAUUCCGGGCCCGCUCUGUUCUGCAGCGGCAGCGCCGCGGUACAGGCGCGCGAGGGCCACGGCUGGGGGAUGAGCUGACUGCAGUGAAAGCGUCGCUCCGGCCCCCUCCAGGCCUCCGGCCGCAGUCUCCCCGCCGCCUUGCCUGCCGCGAUCAUGUACGUAUGCGUCGCCGUCCUGCCACGGUCCGGGUCCGGGACGUGCCACGCACCCUGGUUGUGCCCACUCGCUCACUCUGCCCCUCUCGGCUCCGCAGGUCUAUCCACAUCGUGGCGCUGGGGAACGAGGGCGACACUUUCCACCAGGACAACCGGCCGUCGGGGCUCAUCCGCACGUACCUGGGGAGAAGCCCGCUGGUGUCGGGGGACGAGAGUAGCUUGUUGCUGAACGCCGCCAGCACAGUUGCGCGCCCGGUCUUCACCGAGUACCAGGCCAGUGCUUUCGGGAACGUCAAGCUGGUAGUGCACGACUGUCCCGUCUGGGACAUUUUUGACAGUGAUUGGUACACCUCCCGAAAUCUAAUUGGGGGUGCCGACAUCAUUGUGAUCAAAUACAAUGUCAAUGACAAGUUUUCAUUCCAUGAAGUAAAGGAUAAUUAUAUUCCAGUGAUUAAAAGAGCAUCGAACUCAGUUCCAGUCAUCAUUGCGGCUGUUGGUACGAGACAAAAUGAAGAAUUACCUUGUACAUGCCCACUGUGUACUUCAGACCGAGGGAGCUGUGUUACCACCACAGAAGGGAUCCAACUUGCCAAAGAACUGGGAGCUACCUAUCUGGAACUCCACAGCCUUGAUGAUUUCUACAUCGGAAAGUACUUUGGAGGAGUGUUGGAGUAUUUUAUGAUUCAAGCCUUAAAUCAGAAGGCAAGUGAAAAAAUGAAGAAAAGGAAGAUGACGGGCUCCUUCCAUGGAAUUCGACCUCCUCAGCUGGAACAGCCAGAAAAGAUGCCUGUCUUGAAAGCUGAAGCAUCACACUAUCACUCCGACUUGAAUAACUUGCUGCUCUGCUGCCAGUGUGUUGAUGUGGUCUUUUACCACCCGGAAGUGGUGGGUGUCGUGGAAGCCCACAGGAUCGUUCUCUGCUCUGUAAGCCAUGUUUUCAUGCUGCUUUUCAAUGUGAAGAGCCCUCACGACAUUCAGGAUUCCAGUAUCAUCCGAACCACCCAGGAUCUCUUUGCCAUAAACAGAGAUGCUGUGCUUCCAGGUGCUAGCCAAGAAUCCUCCAGCAACCCGCCAUUGCGCGUCAUUGUUAAGGAUGCCCUCUUCUGCUCGUGUUUGUCAGACAUUCUGCGCUUCAUUUAUUCAGGUGCUUUUCAGUGGGAAGAACUUGAAGAAGAUGUCAGGAGGAAGUUGAAAGAUUCAGGGGAUGUUUCUGAUAUAAUCGAGAAAGUUAAAUGCAUUUUAAAAACACCAGGAAAGAUUAAUUGCCUGAGGAAUUGCAAGACAUACCAAGCCAGGAAGCCUCUGUGGUUUUAUAAUACAUCUCUCAAGUUUUUCCUUAACAAACCAAUGCUUGCCGAUGUUGUCUUUGAAAUACAAGGAGCAACUGUGCCAGCCCACAGGGCCAUCUUGGUGGCGCGAUGUGAAGUAAUGGCCGCCAUGUUUAAUGGUAAUUAUAUGGAAGCCAAGAGUGUACUGAUUCCAGUUUAUGGCGUUUCCAAAGAGACAUUCUUGUCAUUUUUAGAAUACUUAUACACAGACUCUUGCUGCCCAGGUACGCAGUAUGCAUUGACAAUAUUUCAUCAUACUUUCUUUUUACUCAUUUUGAUAGAUUGCUCUCUAUCAAAUUGUUUUGUUUAAGGUCUGUCAGAGUUGAUACUGUGGCAUUUGCUGAUCGGUUUAGAGUUGUGAUAGGGAGAGCAUUGCAUUCUCAGUUAGUUCAAGUGGAAGAGCAGUGUGUAGGAGCCUUCUAUGCACUCACACGCCCUAGCUGCCACUAACAGCAAGGUUACUGAUUACCCUAGGUACCUAGGAACAGUUAUUUGGGGUACCUAGUGGCCGCUCUAAUUUUAGAGUUUAGGGAGCACUACCUUUUCAAUAAGACAUGGUCCUCACAUCUGGUUGAGAUAUAUUUUUCAGGACUUUUAAUAUUGAGACUCCUAUGAUCUU